Ilyonectria robusta is the source of this 836-nucleotide messenger RNA. RefSeq lists its product as uncharacterized. The transcript has a single exon. Lineage: Eukaryota; Fungi; Ascomycota; Sordariomycetes; Hypocreales; Nectriaceae. Bases 302 to 724 code for a protein of 140 amino acids. The record is from RefSeq and is a predicted model, not a curated record.
UUUGCUCACAUUCUCCUCGUCCGUGAAAGGGGAACCCAUUGCUCCCAACUUAUUCGACUCAGCGUGGAAGGAGGGGGAAGGCGUGGGGGAAGAAGACAAAGGGGGGAAGUUGGAGUGAUUCACAAGCAGGCAUUUGUGGCACGGGGUGAUGAAGAAGUGAAGCGAAAGUGAGUCCAGCCACAACGAGAAGGGAAAUCAAGUUUCCGAGGCCCGGGCUCGAGGAAAAGCCAGAAGACAAUGUUGGCGCUCUACGCGCAGCCAAGAACGAGUGUCGGUUGGGUUUGUCGCCUCGAGGGGUAAGAUGACCAGGUCGUGGAGGGGCGCGGAGGCACGGGCGAGGCACUGCUCGGGAGGCCGUCGUCCCACGAUAGUGAUCGGAGUGGCGGCGGUGGUGGUAAAUGGACUCGCUUGCCAAAGGCGCGCGGUAGAAGCACGCAAGCGCGCGUCUUCGGGGGCGGCCGUUGAGAAGCGGGAGCGAAUGUUGGAAGAAGUAAAAGAUGCGGCGUCAGUCGAGGCGACAGAAGCGCAGGCGAAGAUCAGUCCAAGUCCAAGUCCGUCACAACCUGCGACGGCAGCCUGCGGCCCUGCACUGCUACUGGGGUUGUUGCUGCUGGGGCUGUUGCUGGUACUGCUUGCUGCUGCGCGUUGCGCGUGGCUGGGCGUGCAAGCUCGUUGGUCCCUGUGCUGGGGUCGUGGACGCGGAGUUGUAGCCGGAGCCAGGUGACGCUGGGGUGGGCAAACACUGGAACCAAACAAGGGUGGCCAGCCUUUGGUGAAGACUCACUCUCCACGCCCGAGAGGGUUUGGUCUGGUCCAGGAUGUCAGGGAUGGAGAUC